Colletotrichum higginsianum IMI 349063 is the source of this 4323-nucleotide messenger RNA. Its product is annotated as Transcriptional regulator. Gene Ontology annotation, biological process: regulation of synaptonemal complex assembly; meiotic cell cycle. Lineage: Eukaryota; Fungi; Ascomycota; Sordariomycetes; Glomerellales; Glomerellaceae. The transcript has 12 exons. The record is from RefSeq and is a predicted model, not a curated record. The coding region runs from base 1 to 4323 and encodes 1440 amino acids.
AUGCAAGACAACGGCAAGGACGUCAAGCCUGACGCCCACGAGGACAAGGACAAGGACAAGCGCGAGAAGCCUGAACACAAUGGCGGCCAUGCUCACUUGGUCAAGAGCCCCAAGAAGCGCCGCAAAGAACGACCGUGUACGAGAUGCAUCAAGCGUAAUAUCGGCCACCUCUGCCACGACGAGCCGCGCGACCCCGAUUCCAAGAAAGCCAAGAGCUCCCAUGCCCCCUCCACCGUCGAUGAUUCCGAGACGACGCAAUCCGAUAUCGCGCGGAGCUCUGUCGACCAAUCCGCCGCCGGUUCCAUGGGCCCCCCGCCUCCUUUCGACAGGAAGGCGUCCGCUUUUGGCGCUGCCGUCUUGGGCCAAGGGAACCCACUGCACCUCGUGUCACCGGGCUCUGUCUCUGGCAUGCCGGGGAACGGCAGCAACAUGAACCAAUUCGCUGGAUUUUCCGACGCAUGGUUGACGGCCCAGAACCACUACCACGACAUGCAAAGCUACCACCCCAACUACAUGAUCGCCCCCGAGGUCACGCACGAAUUCAACCUCUUGAAUGACUUCUUGCAGACGAGUCUGCUCGAUGACGGCGGCAUCCUCUCUGACGAGUCCCAGAACAGCCCCGCCUUCAGCAGAACUGCCGGCGCCAACGACAUGCUGCCAACGUUCGGAAACCACAACAAUCACAAUAGGGCCAAUGCCGCCAGCAGCAGCGGCAAUGCGCUCUCGCAGCAGAUGCUGCCGCCGCCGAACCUCGAGCAGGGCAAGUCGAUAUCGCGGCCCGGCAGCGUCGUCCAAGCCGACAAGGACAAGGCCCGCGAGUACUACCUACAGGCAGCCGACCCUUCGGGCAACGACACCCCCGAGGAGCGGAUGGAUCGCGUCUUGAAAGCCAAGUAUGAAGCCGGCCUGCUGAAACCGUUCAACUACGUCAAGGGAUACGCGCGGCUCGGCACCUACCUGGACAGCCAUAUUGCGCCGUCGUCGAAGCAGAAGAUCCUUCGGACCAUUGACCGGUUUCGGCCCAAGUUCCGCGAAAAGGCGCAAGCCCUGACAGACAUGGAGCUUCUCUAUGUCGAGAUGUGGUUUGAGAAACAGCUCAUGGAGUACGACCGCGUGUUUGCCAGUAUGGCUGUUCCGGCAUGCUGUUGGAGGAGAACCGGCGAGAUUUUCCGGGGUAACAACGAGAUGGCGGAGCUGUUGCACGUUCCGGUCGAGAAGCUGCGAGACGGCAAGAUUUCCUUGCACGAGAUUUUGACGGAAGAGUCUCUCGUGCGGUAUUGGGAAGAAUUCGGAACCAUCGCUUUCGACCCCGCCCAUGAUACGUUGCUCACAGCCUGUACGCUCAAGAACCCGGACGACAAGGCGACCGAUCCGGUGAUACACUGCUGUUUUUCCUUCAUGAUUCAACGAGACAAUCACAAGAUAAUGCCUCCUCCAAAUCAACCAGCCUCCCCCAAGAACAACCCAGGCGACAAGCUGGCGUCCUUUGCAAUCCUUUCGCAAACCUUAUUGAAGCACCUCCGGUCUGCCAGUGAUCCUCCCGCCAUCGACUCGCUGCUUGCAGAGCUCAAGCCGCAGCUGCAAGCGAUUGCCAACUUCACCACGAUCUCUAGGGCAAAAUCCCACAGGGCAGGGUUGGACAGAAAGGGGACCGAGCUGUGGAACUUGUGCACCAGGCUCCGUCGCGAAGAUGUCGACGGCGUCCCCCCUGCGAGGAGGAAGCUCUUGCUUCAGAGUAGGGUCUUUUCGUUCUUCAUGAUCGCUGUCGCAAGAAAUAGUUCCCCUGGCGCAAAGCCUCAGAUUGCGGAUGUGGUGCACCUGACGAGGCUGAUGCUCAAGGCCGGAAAGAUGUGUAUUGACGACGAGAGUAUCAGAACCAGUACGAACACCUUGAAGCUCGCCAACGCCAUCUUCUCGAAAGGUGCAGGAUACGUUGCGGAUCUGGGCGAGCUGCAGAAAACGAUGCUUGGGCCCGACGACUUGAUCGAGUGUAAACGCUUAGAUUCUGAAUACUAUAUACUCCGCACCGCACUGGCCUGGAAGGAGGACAACCUUACCGUCGCCGAGUUCAUGUACGACAAGGGACAUCUUGACCCGCAGUCUCUGGACCCAAGCUCUGCCGAGAAGAUGACAGAGGUUCUGUUUGAAAUGGGCAAAGACCUCUCCAAAAAGGGCGACUUCCCCAUGGCAGCACGGUGGCUCGAACGAGCGUACAACGUCAUAAACGCCCAGGACCUGGUACACCUCUCCCGCGACGCCAUCGAGCUGCGCCUCGCCGUCUGUCAGGCCCUGGUACACGCAUUUCUGGGCGUAGAUACACAGGACUCAUCCCAAAGGGCGCUCGAGCUGGUCAACUAUGUCGAGUCCGAGAUCGGCGACAAGCCCGUCGUGCUCCUCCUCCGCCUCGAGCUCCUCCAAAAGACGCCUGCUGAGGUCUUCGACGUUGAGGCCUAUGCCGACAUCCUGAGGCGGAUGGUACGCGCCUUCAACUUCUCCGAGGCCCAUUUCAAGCUUCUCGUGCACCAUGCGCGGAAGCUGCACGACAAAAGCCCAACGCAGGCAACAAGUGUUGUGGACGGGAUGCUCAGGGGUGCGAUGGUCUCCUCUGGGCGCGAUGAAUGGAUUGAGAGACUAGUUCUUUUAAGGAUCUGGAUGGAAACGACUCAGAGGGACAGUUUGACGGCCGUCGAAGGGCUGGCGGCCGUCUUGGCCGGGCUUCAGGAUAACUUAGAGAAGCCUUUUGGGGCAUCUGCGGCGGUUGGGGCUUUGACGCUUAUAUGGAAGAAGAUCGAGGUCAACUACAGCCAAGGCCACUUUGACAUCGCGGAUGGCUGGUGUCAGGUCGCGCUGCAGCCCCUUUUUCAAAACGGCGGGCCUGCGAAUAUGUCGAGGGUCGGCAGAAAGCUCAUUCUCUGCGCUCUUGGGAGAAACGACACAGAGAGAGCCCGGCAAGCCCUCCACGACAUGUCAGAAGCGGCGCAAAACGAACCCAUGACGCGUUAUCUGAUGUACAAAGUGGCGCUCCGCUCAGCAGAUCGUGAGCUGGCGACGGAAUGUCUUGAACGAGUUGGGACAGCGGCAGGAAACGAGCCCGACUUCUUAUACGCUUGCGUCCUAGAGGCGCAGCAGGCCGGAGAUAGGAUGUGCGCGAUGCAGGCCAUGAAGCAGUUGGUCAACAAGUUCGAAUUCAGCGAGACGUCCCCCGUGCAUCUCCCUGCGCUGUUGCGGUGCAACAUUCGGCUGGCUGUUUCGGUCAUGGAGAGCGAGAAAGACGCCGCUAGGCAGAAGACUGUGGUGGAGGAGAUCAUCGUUCUGUUCGAAGGAGGUGAAAAUGUCUUUUCCUUGCAACCGGGUGUCGUGGCUUACAAGGUCGUAGCCGCCAAAGCGAUUCAACGAAACCCAAACGACAAGGAUGGUAACCGCCUCUUCACAGUCAAGGAACUCGACUGGUUCUGCCAGAACGCGUACAACCUCGGCCUCAAGCACUCGGACAACUGGGACCUCGAGCGGCUCGUCCGCCUGUACAACAGCUGCCUCGCCAUCGCGGCGCACUACCCCGCGGACAUACCCUCCGAGGCAGCGAGCGACCUCGCCUUCAGGACCAUGUUCUGCAACUUCGUCGCCGCGGCGGCGCUUAUGUCGCUCGCGCGUGUCGAGGAUAUCGUCGAGCGGCAGCUGCAGCACUACCUCGUCAUGCGGCGGCACGUAAAGGCGUACAACGAAGCGCUGGAGGAGCGGGCGGGGGGACUAGACAAACGAGUAAAGACCGAUCUCACAGCGAAGUUGGCGACGCUGAUGGUGUUUGACUUUGAGGCGGCGAUGGCGCUGAAGAAGUAUGAUGCUCUUGGGUACAUCAUCCGCACGGCCAAGACGUGUCGGGACGUGAACGCGCUCAAAGCCAUGGGCGACAUUGCGCUACGCGGCAGGCUUCCCAGCCAGGGGGUCAUCGUCAAUGAGAUCUGGGAGCUGGAGAAGAUGAAGGGCGACCGGCUGGCAAAGUACAUCCGGUGUAUGUUCCAAGCCGUGCUGCCGCUCGAUGCUGCGCUGGGGCAGAGGUUGAUGAAGCAGGCCAUCGAGGUGGCGAGGGAUUCCGCCAAAGACAUCCGGCUUGCUCAGGGCCAGCACCCGUUCCCGCCAGAAGAGCUCGAGUGGCUCGUCACCGUAUCCUUCAACCAGGCAGUGGACGCGUACAACGUGCGACAGGACGACGAGUGCAACAAGUGGGCGGACCUAGCGAUGAACCUCGCGCACUAUGCUGGAGACGACGGCGAAUUGGAGGCCUUGCUGCAGGAGAACCGGAUGAAGUUGAAGUUUGAGCUGUAG